CGGCCAAGGGGAAGGUACGGCCCUGUCGGUCUCUGGUGCCUGACAGUGCUGGCUGGACUUGACAAUAACAGACUUUUUUGUCAACAACCCCGGGGCUUUUCGCUAUAACCCGCGGGGGGAUUUAAAAAAAUAAAUAAACGGUGGUUACGGGGUUAUCAAAAGAAUAUAUUAAAAAAAAAACUAUAAACACACACGAACUUUGUAUACAGAUCGAUAUUACUUCGCUUUUUUUUUUAAUCGACGAAACGAAAUAGAAAUAUAAAAAAGAGAGAGAAAGUCAUGCCGAUUUGCGUUCGAAAAUGAAGUGACAUUUGUGGGCGUUUGGUGAAGGCUGUGGUGUAUUUUUUUUCUUUUCUCUUUUUUUCUUUUUUUUUUUUUUUAUUGGCGAGAAAAUGAUGUGAACGAAAAUCGCGGCACUUGACUUACGCGUCAGGACGACCAGAAGAAAGAAAACGUGACUAAAGCAAAACUCUGAGAAGAUUAAGUGAAGGGCAAAUACACGAAAUAAAUGAAAGAAAAUUGAUAUAUGUAAAAGAAAAAAAAAAAAUAAAGAGAAACCAAGAAAAUAUAUAUAUGAAAUAACUACAUAUAUCACGUGGCAGUGAAGUGACAGCAACUUAAUAUAAUAGGUAUAUAUAUAGUUAAUUAUAUAUAUAUAUAUAUAUAAUUCAUCAAAAUAAAGAAGCUUCCAGUAUUUUGCUUGUCACAAUUCUGGCUCGGGCAUCGCUAAGGCAGACGAAGUCCACGCUCGACUUUCUACCGCCUUCACAAACGCACCUACGCGCCCACACGCCCACACAAUGAACAGCCCGAAGCCCUCUGGUAUCCGCACGCCCACCCGCAUUGGGCGUGCUGCUUCCGGGAUCCCUGUCACGCCCGGAACACCCCCGACGCCGCCCACACCGCCCACACCCCCGACACAGAAUAAGCCGUUCAAAAUCGCUCCUCUGUCCACGCCCUCGCCUUCUGCAGGCGCUAACGGUGACCGAGUGGAUGUAGAGGUAGAAAAACUGCGACGCCUCAGUGAAGAGUUCUCCAGGAAGACCGACGCCACACUCCUCAACGGCUCCGCUAGACACAAAAGUCCUUCGCCUCAACCCAGACCAGCUCUCCCAACGUACACAAACUUCAAGCAGAUCUACAACAACAACCUCCACAACCACAACAACAACAACACCACCACCCCCAAUUCCUACAACAACACGCAUAGCGACAACCUUUCCAACGGCCUUAGUGGGAGCAACAGCAGCCUCUCCAGCAGUAACAGCAGCAGCUUCCACCAUAAGCGUGCCAGAUCCCCUCUGAGAGAAAACGGCCUCUCGCCCUCUGUCAUCCUCGAGACACAGAAAGGCCUGUCUGAGGAACCUUUCCUUCCCUUCACAUUCCCCGAUCUGCCUUCCUACAAGAUGCCUUCUCAGAGGCGCUUCAGCGAGGACGUGUCCUUCCGCCGACCGCUUGCCACACUGCAUGAGGAUGAGGUGGUUGCCAGGCGACGCUUCAGCGAGGAUGUCCGCAAGAAAUCCCUGGACACCUCCGCCGUGAUGGACGACAUAUUCAAGCACCAGCGGCGUCUGUCUGAGGCUGGAGUUCGCCGCUUGUCAGAUGCCUCGGUCGUGUUGACAGAGGACACUGACAGUUUUAUCAUCGGAGACCGAGUGUGGGUUGGUGGUACGAAGGGGGGACACAUUUCCUACAUUGGAGAGACACAGUUUGCCCCAGGAGAGUGGGCAGGAGUUACUCUUGAUGAACCCAUUGGCAAGAAUGAUGGAAGCGUGGCAGGUGUGCGUUACUUCCAGUGUGAGGCCAAGAAAGGUGUCUUCUCUCGCCUCACCCGCCUGUCCCGCACACCUCUCACUGACCAGGACAUCGAGAUCCUGACAUCCAGAUCUUCCACCGUAGGAUCAGACUCCCCAAAGACCAAUGGUACCCCCGCAGCUAGCGUGGCCUCGGGCCCUACAUCAUCUACCCCACGUAAGAUUACUCCUGCCAGUGCCCCAGCAGGUUCCACUGCUUCCUCCACCUCUGCUGUUGCUGCUAAGUCAGGUUCUCCUGCCCCUGCUUCUACUCCAAGGAAAGCUUCUAAUGCUACCCCAGCUUCUGUAUCCUCAGACUUCAAAGUAGGAGACCGUGUAAUCAUCAACAGUGCUUCAGGAGUCAAGCAUGGCACACUGCGCUUCAUUGGAAAGGCAGACUUUGCUGAGGGCAUUUGGGCUGGGGUGGAAUUGGAUGAGCCCAAUGGCAAGAACGAUGGUUCUGUGGCAGGCAAAAAAUAUUUUGAGUGCAAGAACAAGUACGGACUGUUUGCCCCAGUGGCCCGCGUAAGCAAGUUUACAGGGAGUUCAGGAACCCCGCGCCGUACCUCCUCCCUGUCCCAGACACCCCGGGGCUCCCUCCGCCGUUCCAACAGCAAGGAAUCCAUUGGCGGCUCUUCUGUUGCCUCUUCCACGACGUCAUCCAUUCGGGGUACCAGGGUAAGACUUGGCGUCACGUCCCUAUCGCCAGGCCAGAGACCAAGUAGGCCCACCACAUCCUCUGUACCAAGCACCAAAGCUUUGCAGGAAGCACUCGCAGAAAAAACCCAACAUGUUGAUCAGCUGAUGAGAGAGCGUGACCUGGAGAGGGCAGAGGUAGCACGAAUGGCUGCCCAGGCAGAUGAGGCUACCAGGGCAGCUCAGGACAUGCGGAUGCAACUCGAUCAGCUACAAGUGGAGUCGGAGGAGCGCCUGCACGACCUGGGUGAACGAGUGCGCCUGCUGGAGAAGGAACGGGAGGACAUUCUCACCAAACUGGAGGACAAGCAGAGGGAGGUAGAUGACCUGGCCUUCCGUCUGGAGGAGGAGUCCAUCACCAAGGCCGAUCUCGAGAAAUUGGAACGCCUGAAAGCAAGUCAGAGCACAACAGAUGGAGAGCACAUCAAAGAAAUGAAGAAGGAGGUGGAGGAACUAAGAAAAAAACUCAAAGACCGAGGAACCAUAGAGGCUAACAGGGCAUUCGAGAUGGAGGAAUUGGAGAUUAACCUGAGAGCUAGUGUGGAAGAACUUCAAGCUAAGGUGAUGGACAUGGAAAGGGAAAAAGAGGAGCAAGAUAAAGUCCUGCUGGAAAAUAUCGAGAUGAUAAAGUCCCUCAAGACAAGCAACGAGGCCUUGACAAACGACAUCAGUGAGCGUGAGCAGAAGAUCCAACUUCUGGAAUCGAAGCAGGAGGAAGAUGGUGCAAAAUCAAGGGAGAGGUCAACAGAAAUUGGUGAAAAGGAUGCAAAGAUUAGGGAGCUGCAGCUUGAGGUUGAGAGGAAAGGGAAGGACUUUGAAGAUGUGACCCAACAGGUGGAGGAGGUCCUACAGGACAUCGUUAAGGAGAGACAAGAAAAGGACAUGCUUCGGAAGGAGAUUGAGGGUCUCAAAACACAGCUCAGUUCUGGCUCGAGUGAGACUUCAAGUCUUCUACUCGAACUUGACAAGGUGAAGGAAGAACUCGUAGUUGCCACUAGUCAACUUCAGGAGGUGAAUAACAAAGUCAAGAAUGUUGAGACGGAGAAGACCAAAGCCGAGGAAGAACUCAAGCAGGCAAGCAGUUCAGCUUCAGAUAUGUCAGUCCAGCUCAAGAGUGCCACAACCAAGCUCCAGGAUACAGAAAAAGAACUAUCGAUUUUCAAGGAGAGGCUCGAGAAAGCAGAAAAGUCCCUUAGAAGCGAGCAGGAAGGCAAGCUCUCCCAGACUGAAACAGUGGAGAAACAGUUGUCAGAAUUAAAGGAACAGCAUUCACAGCAACUUCUUAAUUAUGAAGAACAGGUCAAAACACUGGAAGCCACAUUAGCUGAAAAGACCAUGGAGAUCAGUGAGUUUGGCAGGCAGAUCACGGCAGCAAGUUCCCAUGUAAGCGCCCUGGAAGAGCAGAAGAAGCAGCUGGCGGAACAGGUUGCAUCACAUCUGGCCUCCUCGUCAGAUUCCUCGCAACAGCUGACCACCCUUAACAACCAGCUGCGUGAGAAGGAGAAGCAACUGGAAGCCAUUCAGGAACAGCUGCGUGAAAAGGAGGCGACCCUCUCUCGGGAGGUGGAGAUGAGGGAGAAGGAGAACCAGGCAGUACUCCAGCAGGCCAAAGAAGCUAAGGAGAAGUCUGAGGCUGAGUUGCAGAUGCUGAAUGAGAAGCUGAGUGAGAUGGAGAAAGAAGCUGGUGAAAGCAAGAGCCAAGUGGAGGCCCUAAAGAAGCAACAUAAGACGGAAACGGAAGAGCUGAUGAAGCAGAAGGACUUGGAGAUCUAUGAGUCCCAAGAGCAGUUGAUGCUGAAGGAGGCUGAAGUUGCAACAUUGGAGGAGACACAAAAGAGUUUGGAGAAUCAAGUGAAGGCCAUGACCAGUGAAUCAGCUGACAAACAGGGAAGCAUGGAGAAGGCACUUGCUGACAUGAGAACCGAGUUGGAUAAUCUAGUCAAAGAGAAAAACGAGAUGGUUCGGAGGAAGACAGAGUUAGAGGAACAAAUAUCAAGUCUGGAGAAUGCUAAUUGCAAGCUACGAACAGAGCAGGAAGCGAACCUCUUGGCUGUGACCGAGAGGGAUCAAAAGGUGGCAGCCUUGAAAGCCGAGGUGGAACACUUGAUGACCUCCUUCAACAGCCAUCGAGAAGACCUUCAAAAACAGCUGAUGCAAGUGCAGGCGGAUAAGGAGGCAAUGGCAGAGAUCCAGAAGACAUUUGAGGAUGAGCGAGCGCGGUUGGAUUGUCUGCAGGAGAGCUUGGCGGAGAAGGAGGAGGAAAACGAAAACCUGCAGAAGGAGAAGGAGAGUUUGGGGAAGGAGGUGGAAAGAUUAAAGGUGGUGGAGGAAGAAAAAACAAAUCUAGUCAAAGAAAAAGACAGUAUGGAGGAGAAUUUGAAGAAGCUAUUAGCCAUAGAGGAAGAACACAAGACACUACAGAAGACACACACCGAACACACCAAGAAGGCGGAGAGCCUGAGUGCCGAAAAGGACCGCAUGGCCAAGGAGAAAGAUGAGUUGGCGAAGGAGAUCAAGAUGCUGAAGAAGCUGGAGGAAGAGAGAGAGCGGUUGUCGGGUGACGUCCAGAAACUGGAGAAGGAGCUCACAAAGAUCCCUCAUCUACAGGAGGACAAUGCUCGGCUGGCAGAUGAUAUAGCAAAAAUGACUGAGGAGAGGGAGACCCUGGCUGCCAGCCUGAAGAAGAUGGAGGAGGAGGUGAAGCAAAAGAAGCAGCUGGAGGAAGACAACAUGAGAAUAAGUUCGAGUUUGAAGAGUGUCGAGGAGGAGAAGAACAAGCUGAUGAUCGAUGUGCAGAAGCUGGAGGCCGAGGCUGCCUCGAAAGUAAGGAAUCUGGAGGGGGACCACUCAAAGGCCCUGGAGACAGUCAGAUCCCUGGAAGAGGAGAAGAGGCAGGCGGCUGAGGAGAUAUACAAGUUGGAGGAGGAGUUGAAGAAACUCAGAAAGUUGGAGGAAGAGAACCUCACUCUGGAGUCCAAGAACAUGGCUUUGGUGAAGAGUAUGGAAGAACUCAAAAUCAGCGAAGCGUGUUGCACCAUUGCUUGAGAUAACAGUACCUUAUUGUUGUCUCCUAAAGCCAGAUAGAAUCGAGCCUACUGUCUCUACGCAAGUUAGUGUCAGAGACAAGGAAACGCACCACAAGUCCACAGACUUCGGCCACAAACCUCGACCUGGGCACCUGCGAGAAGCUUUGAUUGUUGUUGUUUCCCUCUUCCUUUCCCCCUCCCCUUCUCUACGAAAAAAAAAAGAGAAAUAAAAAGAGAAAGAUAGAUAGAAGAAAGGUGUCACCUACACACACAUCUCGAAAUAGGAGUGUGGUGGAAGACGAGACAAUAUGAACAAGGAUUUUGUUGUCUGCUUUGGGAAUUCAGAAAGAAAAACUCAGUUGUUUACCUAUUUCACAAGGGAACUAUAUUUUCAGUGAAUUGUAUAUUACAUUUUUUAUAGACUUUGUUGAGCUAUGUAAUUUGGAUGUCUCUUCAACGUUUCUUCUAUUUUAUUAACAUAUUUUUUGUCACUUUCAAAUGAAUGUAGGCCAUAAGUUCAUGGAAACAAAGAACAAUCCUCACAUACAUCAUGGUAUGAAAAGGCCAAUAAUUUAAAAGGAAAUUCUUCUCUUGUAGUAAAAAAAAAGAGAGAGAGAGAGGACACGGGAGAGGAUGAAUUCUCGUCUUCCUUCAUCUUUAAUCUUGUUCGUGUGAUGAAAAGCAAUAUGUAUUAUGAUGAUUCCAUAGUUCCAUAUCAUAAGUGCUCAUAAAUAUCUCUUAGAUCUUAACCUUGAGCAUUCUUUGUGCCUUAGUGAGAGUUAUUGUUAAUUUACUGGACUGACUUUUAAGUGAUACAGAAUAUAUGUACUGUAUGUGUGUGUCUGUGUAAAUGUUACAGUUUAUUUGCAUACAAAUGGCUUGUAUAAACUAUGGCAAAUCAUAAGUGUUUUUGUAGGCAUCUUUAUUUGUCCAUUUGAUUUGUUUUAUUCAUUGUUAAUAUUUUUUGUUUGUCUCUGAGAAUAUUAAGAUAUAUCUUUUAUUUUUAUAUUAUCUAGAUGAUUUUUCCUAUGAGAAGACGAGGGUAUUCUGUCUUAACCAGAAAUGGAAGUCAUGUAGAGCUAUUUAAAGGGAAAUGCAGUGUACUGUAGUUGAUAAACCUGUGCUAUGGGGCUGAAAGUAAAAAAAAAAAGAAAAAAAAAAGAAAAAAAAUGGUAGUAUUGUGUAAAAUUGGCAAUGCUAAUGAGACCAUCCAGAGUCUACUUAGUAUAGUACUGUUUAAUUACUUUACACGUUUAUUUAUUUAUUUUUUUCUUUGAAAUUGUUUCCUUCAAUUUUCCUCCAUAAUAAAGUAGGGGGCAUUUUAGUCUUGGGUUCAGUUGCUCUUGUUAAGACCUAUAAGGUAUCAUCUAUAAUAAAUAUCUGUAGAUUGGCUUCUUAUAUUUUCCUAGUCAAAUUUCUUUUGUUAGACCAAAUAUUUAUGGGUUUUUUUUAUUAUUAUCAUUAUAAUGGUAAUUAUUUAUAUAUUUAUUUUUAUUUUUUAUUUUUUUCCUUUCCUUUUUCAAUCCCAGUUAUUUGUAUUUACUUCCAAGUUCAAAAAUAGGAAUUAUUUAAUCUUUCUACUUGAGUAAAAUACACAUCAUAAGCCGCUUUGUUUUACUGCCUUGAUUAAAUGUUUUCCUAACAUUGGCAUCUGUGAAGGACAGUGUUUUCUGAGUGUUUUGAGGACUUGGAAAUGUGUCAAGGGAAGUCAUGAUUUUGGAAGACUAUGUGAGUACUAACAUGUUCUAGUUACAGUAUGUACUUUUCUUAGGUCAGAUGUAGAUCUUUUGCUGUUUUGGGUUGUUACACUUCUGGGGUUAUUUGAAGAUGGUUCCUUUUUCUUCCUCUUCUUCUUCUUUUACUUUUUUUUUUUUUUUUUUUUCCUUUUAAGAGGUCAAUUUUGGACUUCAAUCUUCCUUGCAGAUGUAUGGGGUUUAAGGGGAGGGGGCUGAUCACUUAACCUGGUAAAGUUGUUUACUUGAUGUGCUUUUGUUGAGUAAUUAUAAUUUUAUCAUUAAGAGGUAAUUCUAGGUACAAUGUGAACAUUGAAAACUUGUGUGUAUUCUAGGUUCUGGAAACUGUAGGACAGAACAUAGCUCUCUUACCCUUUAGUAGCUCAGCUGGCAAAUAUGCUUCAUACAGGGGACUGUAUGGAAGAGAAAUAAAAUGAUUUUUGACAACUUUCUUA
This is a messenger RNA of Penaeus chinensis, 7703 nucleotides long. It is a transcript of the gene CLIP-190, whose product is annotated as CAP-Gly domain-containing linker protein 1-like. Gene Ontology annotation, biological process: cytoplasmic microtubule organization. The transcript has 27 exons. Bases 801 to 5534 code for a protein of 1577 amino acids. Lineage: Eukaryota; Metazoa; Arthropoda; Malacostraca; Decapoda; Penaeidae. Gene Ontology annotation, cellular component: nucleus; microtubule plus-end; cytoplasm. Gene Ontology annotation, molecular function: microtubule plus-end binding. The record is from RefSeq and is a predicted model, not a curated record.